Molecule: messenger RNA, 1923 nt
Organism: Selaginella moellendorffii
Lineage: Eukaryota; Viridiplantae; Streptophyta; Lycopodiopsida; Selaginellales; Selaginellaceae
Product: phosphatidylinositol 3-kinase 1
Exons: 12
Coding region: 1-1665 (554 amino acids)
Biological process (GO): phosphatidylinositol-mediated signaling; phosphatidylinositol 3-kinase/protein kinase B signal transduction; cell migration
Cellular component (GO): cytoplasm; phosphatidylinositol 3-kinase complex; plasma membrane
Molecular function (GO): 1-phosphatidylinositol-3-kinase activity; 1-phosphatidylinositol-4-phosphate 3-kinase activity
Source: RefSeq, a predicted model, not a curated record
AUGUCGGAAGACUAUAUUGCUAUUCUGGUCGUUUCACUUGACGAAUGCUUCUAUCCUUUCAGCCUAAAGAUGAGGGAAGACGAGGACGAAAGACAAGCAAUGUUUACCAGUACGCUCGAAGAUCCGGAGCUCUUUGUGUCGUAUCUGAAAACAUUUCUCCCACGUUUUGGAUGUUUUUUCUGUACCGUCGGAACCACAAAAGUCGAUCCUUUGGAGGUACCGUUAUUCUAUCAAGAACAAUCCCAGAGCCUUGUCAAGGUUUCUGCAAUCGGUCCCAUGGCAAAAGUAUAUUUACGCUAUGGAAGCACGAAGCUACUUGGUCCGCAAUUUGGAGAUCCUGCUGUUCGUAACUACGCAGUCUCUGUACUGGAAAACCUUUCGAAUGAGGAGAUCUGCUCUUUCUUAGUGCAGCUAGUUCAGGCAUUACAGUACGAGCCACGGAUAGAGUCCGCUCUUUUGCAAUUCCUCGUCAACAAAGCUUCGGUGGACCAAUCGCUCGGUUACUAUUUGUACUGGCACAUCAAGGCCGGCUUGGAGGUUGCCUUCUUCGCAGUGAAGCUUCAGUUUGCAAUGAAUGAGUUCCGAAAGACUUGUAAGUCACACGUUAUGACAGCUCUCUCGAAGCAAGAGAAGCUGGUACUCUCAUUAGCCAACAUUGCUCGUGGUAUAAGGCAAGUCAAACAGAAGGCCGAGCGUCAGAAGCAACUUAUCUCUUUGCUUUCGGAGCUCGAAUCUUUUGAAAGCGUCGCGUUGCCGGUAGAUCCCAGGUGUGAGGUCAAUGGCUUGGAACUGACGAAAUGCAAGUACAUGGAUUCGAAAAAGCUUCCUCUCUGGCUGGUAUUCAAGAAUACGGACCGUAGUGUGGAAGAGCACACUUACAUUAUUUUCAAGACUGGCGACGACCUUCGUCAAGACAUACUUACGCUGGAAAUGUUUAGCCUCAUGAACAAGACAUGGCUUAGGCACAACCUGGAUAUGAAAAUGACAAUCUACAGUUGCGUCGCUACCGGCGAUAGUAGUGGAAUGCUACAAGUCGUCUGGAACUCGGAGACUUUAUCCAACAUCUGCAAGGCUUCUGGCGGAGGAGUGGCUGUCUUCAAAGAGGAUACUCUUAUCAACUGGCUCAUGCAUGAAACGCAGACUGGAGAAAACUAUAAAGGAGCACUGGAUAACUUCACGAGAUCUUGCGCUGGAUAUUGCGUUGCAACAUGCUUGCUUGGGAUAGGCGAUCGGCAUAACGAUAAUAUCAUGCUCAAGAGAAACGGCCAGUUUUUUCAUAUCGAUUUCGGGCACAUCUUGGGACAUUUUAAGUCGAAGUUUGGCAUCAAGAGGGAGCGUGCACGCUUCGUGCUGACGCCCGACAUGGCGUUCGUGAUGGGUGGCACACAUGACCCUCGUUUCCGGUCGUUUGAGAUACUCUGUGCUCAAGCCUUCAACCAAGUUCGGGCAGAGGCUACAAAGUAUCUUAAUCUAAUGUCUCUGAUGAUUUCUAGCGGACUGAGCGAAGUCUCCAGCCCCGCAGACGUCCGCUACAUGCACGACAUAAUGCUGCUCAACCUCCCGGACGAACACGCGGCCAAAGAGUUCACGAAAUGGAUCCACGACAGCCUCCACACGAAAUCCACCCAGUUCAACCACGCAAUCCACACUUGGGUCCACAAAUAAUUCCAGAACGAACACAACGGAGGAUCAGCCACAACGAAAAAGACUGUGUUUCGUCACUGCAAUUUCAGAAACACGGACCAAAAUCGAAUCAUCAUCUCCUCCAAACGAAUAAACAAUGGGAAAACUAAAGAGAAAAUCUCUGCUCAGGCAACGAGUGCGUUGUUCUCAGCGAUGGAUUGAAUCCAUCUCCAUAGUCUAACAUGUAAAAUCAAUGGCAUCACAGCAGAGAGAAGGCGCUGGAAGAAGGCGGCGCCCAAG